Molecule: messenger RNA, 501 nt
Organism: Camelina sativa (false flax)
Lineage: Eukaryota; Viridiplantae; Streptophyta; Magnoliopsida; Brassicales; Brassicaceae
Source: RefSeq, a predicted model, not a curated record
AUGGCAAACCUAGAGAAUGACCUAGAAGAGCGUCUGCCCCUGAAAAAACGACUUCGUCGUCGUUUCCAUGUAGUAGAGCCACAACAACAAGUAGAAGAAGAAGAACUUGAAGCGAAGCGAGAGCUUCCCGAGAGGUUAAAGAGGAAGAUAAUGGAGAUGGAAGGCACGGAGGAGACAUUAAUAAUGGAAAAGCCAUUGACUAAGACCGACGUGGAUGGAGAUGAAAAGACAAAGACCUAUAAACGAAUUAAAAGGGAUAGAGAAGGAGGUUUAAGCGUGGAAGUGAUCGAUCCGAAGUUAAAAGUAUGGAAGUUGAAGAUAAGAGGAGAUUAUGAUAUGGACAAGAAAAAGAAGACGAAGAAGGGUGAGAGCGUGAAGUAUCUGUUGGCGUAUAAGUGGAAUCAUGUAGUUAAAGCUAACAGUCUUAGAGAAGGUGAUAACUUGCAGCUUUGGUCCUUUAGGUCACAACAAAAGCUAUGCCUUGCCCUCGUCUUGCAUUAA